Pseudo-nitzschia multistriata is the source of this 1749-nucleotide messenger RNA. The record is from the annotation of a GenBank genome assembly. Lineage: Eukaryota; Bacillariophyta; Bacillariophyceae; Bacillariales; Bacillariaceae.
CAACCAACGAACAAGACUCCCCGCCGGAGAUGGAUCACGCAGCUUUGUGCGGGGGAGCCACCGCGGCGGAAGACCGGCGGACCCCCCUCUCCUCCUUUUUGUCGGUCCUCCUCCUCCCCCACGCCCCGAACCGCCCGGCCAUCGUUCCCGACCAUCCCCUCUCCCACGGCCUGUCCUCCUGGUCCUUUUCGCCGCCGUGCCUCGUCCGCCUUCCGAAAGGGGCGUCGCUGUUGCCCUUCUCGCCGUCCCGUUCCGCCUUGGGGGGAUCGAAGCGGUCCCCGGUGUCCCGGUGGGAACCGAGCGGGGCCCCCUCCCACCGGCCGGAUCCGCGGCCGCUGCCACACCAAGCGCAAAUGCAGGCGCAAACGCAGGUCCAAACGCAAACGCAAAGGCAAACGCAACUGCAAAUGCAAACGCCGAGGCGCGGCUCCCUCGCCGCCGCCUCGAUCCGCCCGGGCCAUCCCUUCGACAAGAGCUCCCGGAACCUCGAGCUCCCCGGGAUCCCUCCUCCCCCCGGGCUUUCGCCGUCCGGAAGCGGGGCCGGGGACGGAGGCCCCAAGGCCGACCGGCCCGCCUGCUGCCCGACCCGGAAACUCUCCCUGGAGGAACCCCCCGAUGCCCUCCCGCCGGGCGGAGGCAGCAGCAGCAACAAAACUAGCAACAACAAAGGUAGCAGCAACAAAACUAGCAACAUCAGCAACAUCAGCAGCAACAAGAAGAGCGCCAGGAAAAAGCCUCCGGGCGACGAGGCAGGCAAGACGAGCCCCGGGGCGGGCAAACAAAAGACCAAGGCACACAAGACCAAGAAGAUCAAGUUCAAGCCGAAACCAAAACCGAAAUCCCAAGAGCUACCGGCCUCGCCAGACGGCCAGGGGGAUGCCUGCCCGGACAUCGGCAUCGGUGUUGUGGGAAGCAAAGGCAAAGGCACCGAGGGAAGCAAAGGCACCGUGGGAGGGAACGCAGAAGGCCUCCCGGUGGCUCCCGCUCCCCCCGGGCCCGUCAAUCCCGACAAGCCCAAGGAAAAGCGCACCCGGGCCACCAACAAGAACAAGAACAAGAACAAACACAAGAACAACAGCAAGAACGACAGCAAGAACAACAGCAAGACCAAGACCAAGACCAAGACCAAAUACGAUGCCAAGACCAAACCCAAAUCCAAGGCCUCCGUUUCUCCCCUGCCACCCCCGUCGGGUUCGGGUUCGGCGACGUGCUCGUCGGUUUCGACGUCGUCGACGGCCCUCGCCCCAAAGAAGAAAAAGACCAAGCACAAACCCAGCGCAGAAGCACCGGUAUCGGCACCGGUAUCGGUAUCGGCGGCAGGGGUUCCCAGCCCACCGCCCGAAGAGCAUCCACCGCGGGAACCCCGGCAGCAGCAACAACAAAAGCAACAACAAAAGCAACAGCAACGGCCAAAACAUUCCCCCCGUCCCGGAUCGGCCGCCAUGGAGGGACGGCGGAGCCUCUCCCGGACCCUCCUGAGCUGCUGCGAGGCCGGGCACCACCCAAGGGCCCCGCCCUCGCGCAAGGUGCCCCUUUCCACGCUACAACAACAACAACAACAACAACAACAGCACCGGCAUCCCAACACCGCUGCGGGGGGUCUGCGGCGGGUGGCACCCCCCGUUCAGCCCGUGCGCCAGCUUUCCAGGGCCCUCUUCUGAGCACCGAGAGGCACGACACGACACGACACGACACGAUAGAACCAAACGCAACACAACACAACGCAACGCGACGCAGCGUUAAGAUAGC